GUUUAGCGCUCAAAACGGUGCCAACCAGCUCAAAUCGAUCUCGCUAGAAUCUCCCAAGAUCGAUCUUGGCGGAGGAUAAAAACAGCAGCAUAUCACCUCUCAUCCGAAAAUCCAUCCCCUUGACUCUGAAGUCAAAGUUUAUCUGUUGAAGAAGACGCUGAAAUCAUGUCUGCAAAUCAAUUCAAGACAAUUGUCGCUACAGGCGUCAGCUCGGGUCUGGGGUUCGAGGCGAUCAAGCAACUCUUAUCCUCGACGGCGCAACCAUAUCGCGUCAUCCUUGGAGCGCGCAACCCCUCUGCCGCCAAGGAGGCCUUUGACGCGCUCAAGUACGACACGGCGACGCACCGUUUGGACGUCCUCCCGCUGCAGCUGAACGAUCUCGGCACAGUCCGCAGCUUCGCCAAAGACACGCUGGUCGGGCUCGGUUCGGAACCGAUCAACUAUCUCUUCCUCAACGCCGCCGUCGCGUACGCUGCCGAGCGCAAGGCGCCCACGGGAAGCGGCAAGUGGUGCGAGAGCUAUGUCGUCAACCACCUGAGCCAGCACUACUUGAUGCAUCUGCUCCGGGAGAAGGUGGUCGAGUCGAAGACGAGGGUAGUUGUUGUGUCGUCGGGAGCGUUUGAGCAGGUAUCCGACCCGAGCAUGCUCGAAACCAUCCUCAAGGCCGGAUCCGACGCCGAGGCCAUGAAGACAUACCCAGCUACCAAGUUCUCCCAGCUGCUCAACGCGCACUGGUGGAGCCGUCAGCUUCGCCCUCGGGGUUGCAGCUUGGUUGCCGUAUCGCCGGGCUUCAUCCCGUCGACGGGUCUGUCGCGCGAGACGGACUUUGCGGACAAGUUUAAAAACAUCCCCGGCGGCAAGUCCGUCCAAGAGGGCGCGGCCAGUCUUUUGGCUGCGUUCACGAGGAACGAUCUCCCCGAAGACCAAGACUUGAUCUUCCUUACCAGCUGGGGUGAGUGGUGGGGUCGUGACAAGUUGGAGAAGACGUUGGAUAAGGGUCUGCAGGAUAAGUGGAGCCCUGGGCGGGAAGAGAUUGAGGUGGAGGAGGGGCUUUUGUGACUGCGCGCUACCAGCUGAAGUGGCUGAACCGUAGAAAAUUGGGAAGGUUUAGCGAACAAUCAUAUGAUUCAUUUUAGCUGUCAAUGGUGUUUACAAAAAGAAUAUUCGCAUCAAGCAUUUAAUAAACG
Messenger RNA from Pyricularia grisea, 1187 nucleotides. RefSeq lists its product as uncharacterized. Bases 166 to 1059 code for a protein of 297 amino acids. Lineage: Eukaryota; Fungi; Ascomycota; Sordariomycetes; Magnaporthales; Pyriculariaceae. The transcript is spliced from 3 exons. The record is from RefSeq and is a predicted model, not a curated record.